Cynoglossus semilaevis (tongue sole) is the source of this 1318-nucleotide messenger RNA. Its product is annotated as nuclear factor 7, ovary-like. Lineage: Eukaryota; Metazoa; Chordata; Actinopteri; Pleuronectiformes; Cynoglossidae. The record is from RefSeq and is a predicted model, not a curated record. The coding region runs from base 84 to 968 and encodes 294 amino acids. Gene Ontology annotation, molecular function: protein binding. The transcript has a single exon.
AUCUCGAUCUUCUGAAUCAGGUUAACACCGACUGGAAUCUUAUACUGAAGCACAUUGACAUACAGGCACAAGAUACAGAGAACAUGAUCACUAAAGAGUUUCACAAACUCCAGCAUUUCCUACAGCAAGAGCAGGAGAAGAGGAUCGCUGCAGUGAAAGAGGAGGCAGAACAGAAGCGCUUUAUGAUGAAGGAGAGGAUUGAGGCUCUGAGCAAAGAGAUCGAAUCCCUGUCUGAUGUAGUCAGAGCCACAGAGGAGCAACUAAGAGCCACAGACAUCUCAUUGCUCAAAAAAUACCCGGCUACAACGAAAAGAGUUCAAAAUCAAUGUCUGCAGCAGGAGCCAAAACUGUCGUUUGGCGUUUUGGUAGAUAAGGCAAAGCAUUUGGGCAACCUGGCCUACAAGGUAUGGAACAAAAUGAAAAACAUGGUCACUUACACUCCGGUGAUUCUUGACCCAAACACUGCUGAGCCUCAUCUUGUAAUAGGUGCUGAUCUGAGGACUGUACUAUACAGAACAACAGAAACGGCGCUUGUGAAAAACCCAGAGAGGUUUGAUAGAUUCAUCACAGUCCUGGGAUCUGAUGGUUUUACCUCUGGGAAGCACAGCUGGGAGGUUGAAGUUAGACACGACGUAAACUGGGCAGUGGGCGUGGUAAAAGCAACCAGCCGAAGGAAGGGAGAGACACUGACAGAUUUCUGGGAAAUAUGGUUCGAGGACAAUAAAUACAGGGCGUUCGCUCCGUCACAUACAGACAGAGUUUUGACUCUACGGCAACACAUACAGAUCAUCAGGGUGACACUGGACUGGGACAGAGGGAAGCUGAUCUUCUCAGACCCACUUACAAAUACCACCAUCUAUACAUUCUCACACAGGUUCACUGAGGCACUGCUUCCAUUCAUUAACACUGACAGUGAGACGCCAUUGAGAAUAUUACCGGUGAAAAUCAACGUUCAGUUGGACUCGUAGAAAACUGAUAUGCUGAGAUCUUUUAUAUGCUGAGUUGUUGAGCACUUCAACCUCAGGCUCGUGGACAAGACGUGGUACUGUGAGAUUGGAUGCAAUGAUUGUAUAUAGACCAGAUAUGUCGCUGUUUUUUCAAAACAUUUGAGGUGCACACGGCAAAUCAGCUACUGUAGUAUUUUUAAUAGAAGACAGUACAUAGGCAAAGGGAGUACUGGUAAAUCAAUUUAAAAAAUAAAUAAUAAUAAUCUGGAUGGUAAGCAGUAAGACCAAUGUAGUAACCAUGUAAGUAUUGAAUCAUGUUGUGCCAUAUACAACUACAUGUAUUUAAUCAAAGUUGUGCUUAAAUUUGUGAU